Molecule: messenger RNA, 1236 nt
Organism: Trichoderma citrinoviride
Lineage: Eukaryota; Fungi; Ascomycota; Sordariomycetes; Hypocreales; Hypocreaceae
Product: zincin
Exons: 4
Coding region: 1-1236 (411 amino acids)
Biological process (GO): proteolysis
Molecular function (GO): metalloendopeptidase activity
Source: RefSeq, a predicted model, not a curated record
AUGGAUUGUUGCUGCUUCAUUGUCCCUCCCCACCUUUUCCGGGCCAUCGCUCAGUCUCCUCACAAUCCCGAAUCCGUCCGCAGAGCAGCCGAGGUCUCUCUGGCUGCACAUGACCGCAUCGCUACCGCUCGUCAGGAACGUACUCUGAAGGUUAUCCAGGACAAGAGAGGCAAGACAUAUGCAGUCAUUCAAGCUUCGCCGUUUGUUCCCGGCGUUCUCCUCGAACAAUUGUCCGCCUCGGAUGCUGUAGAUGAGGCGACGAGGACUCGUGCGAAGAGAGAUCUGCGCCAUAUCCAGGACCUCAUGAGCAAAGCUCAUCAGGUUGGUACUGAUGAGAGUGCCACAAGGGAAGCUACUAAAGUAGGAGCCUGUAUUGUGUACAAUGCAAGCAACACUUGGGAUAACGAGAAGCUUCCCGGUAAACUUGAACGUGGCCACGGCGAACCUCCGACCAAGGACUCAGACGUCAACAAGGCCUAUGAAAACGUGGGCCACGUUCUCAGAUUCUACGAGCAGCUCUUUGAUUGGACAUCUGUUGACAACCAGAACGCGCCCGUGACAAGCACUGUUCACUUUGGUGACCACUACGAAAAUGCCUUCUGGUCUCCAGAGGCCAUGCAGAUGGUCUUUGGGGAUGGGAAUACGUAUCUUCAUAACUUCACCGCCUGCGUUGACAUCAUUGGACACGAACUCACGCAUGCAGUCACGGACAACACUAGCCCACUUGAGUACAACGGCCAGUCUGGGGCUUUGAACGAGCAUGUUUCUGACGUCUUCGGCAUCAUGGUCAAACAGCAGGUGCAAAAAGUCACAGCUGAAGAGGCAGACUGGCUCAUCGGCGAAAGCUGUCUCUUGCCCAAUAUCAAGGGAGUGGCCUUGCGCAGCAUGAAGGAGCCAGGGAAAGCAUACGACGACGAGCGCUUUGGCAGAGAUCCUCAAGUGGACAACUUCACUCAAUGGGAGGUUGUCACUGAAGACAGGGGCGGGGUGCACAUCUUCUCUGGCGUUCCCAACAAAGCGUUUUACCUUUCUGCUGUCGCCUUCGGAGGCUACUCGUGGGAGAUCGCCGGCAAAAUCUGGUGGAGGGCCAUGAACUGCGGCAAGGUGCCAAUUCGGUGUACGUUCCAACAAUUUGCCGAUGUCACAGUCGAGUGUGCGGAGGAGCUGUUCGAUGUGAACGCUGCGAAGACGGUGCGCACAGCUUGGAUCAAGGUGGGCGUUACUCGAGGCAUCUGA